AUGCCGAAGUUUCUGACAGCACAAGCUAAAGAGGGCCUCAGUACUGUCGCAAAAACAAACAUGAAAAAUGCAGCAAAAUUAACAGUGAAAAAAAUGGCUGAGGAGCUCAUAACCUAUGGACUAGGGAAGGCAGAGGAGGAACUACUUAAACAAAUAUUAGCUGCCAUUGAAAAUAAUGUCAACAAGGGGAUUGCUGAUGAUGUAAAAUCCAACUUAGAAAAAGGAGAGCUGGGUUUAUUAGUUGACAGCAUCAUCCUCUCACAUGUUGAUGAAGAGCAACUUCAGGAUCUUCUGAGGGACAAAGACAGGAAGACCAAACUGCUGAACAUUUUCACUGAACUGAGUAAGAAUGCAGUCCAGCCAUUCUAUGCAGACCUCAGCCUGCAGAACAAGCUGAACUCCUCCUUCCAUGGAGUGAUUGACAAAGCCCUGGAAGAAUUAGCUGAGGAAGAAGUCAAAGGAAAAGCAACGGGAUUUCUGACUUCCAUCAAAUUGGUCCAUAUGGGGGCACUAGCAGCAGAAGCUACUGCAGCAGUGCUCAGCCUUUCCAGCAAGUUCUUCCAAAAUCUUCAGGAACAGCUGACGACAUUCAAAAAGGACCAUUUGUCAGAGGAGAAGCUGAAGCAUCAAUCUCCUCAGGACACUGAGAUGCUGAAAGAAUUCAAGCAGGAGUUAGCUGACACCAUCAGCAAUUUAAUGGCUGCUGCUUUGGUGGAAGUUUUCCACCAGAAGUUCUCCAGUCAUUUGGUUUCUUGGAUGCAAAGCAAAGCACAUGGUGUCAUUACCCAACAUGUAAGAUCUGGUCUAAAGACUGACCGUACAGAGGAAUUACUCAGAGCUGGUCAGAAUAACAGCUAUAUCAAACACAUGCCUGUCGACCAAGAUCUUAAGCGUCACCCUGCAAAAGAAGCAAGUGAAUCAUUGAAGACACAUGCUGAGAAGAUCAAGGAUGCCAACACUCCAGGAAACAUUCUGGACAUCAGAGUCCUGUCAGAAACCACUGGCACUAAGGUUGUACUCCUCACUGAGAACAGCCAGGGCAAGCUGACCAAAAUGCAACAAGUACACCCAAACACCAACCCUGCCAGUCAAGAAGUCACACUGAUUUACAGACCAAAGAGUGUCAAGUACCCAGAUGGCCAUUAUGAUGUGCUCAUUAAUAACCACACAGUCAGCAUCAACAGUAAAGACAAGAGCUGCCUUUUUCAUGCUCUGGCACGAGGCAUGAACCCAGACGCCAGCGAAGUAGAGAUCUCAAAGAAAGCAGACGACCUGCGACACAGUGAGGCCGACACUCUCCUUAAAGAACCGGACAAAUGGGAGCCCUUCGUCAAGAGGAAGGAGUGGACUGACGCUAUCAGAGGAGGAGACUGGUACAUGGCAGAGGGAGCUAUGUCCAACACUGAGAAAGAAACCCUUCGAAGAGAGGUUGGAAAAGUAGAACUAUACAGCACCUGGAAACAACACGCACAAAAUAAUCCAGGAUUGGGACAGCUCAUCAAUGCAGACCACCAGCCACCAGUGAGUUGUAUCUUGAACAUAGAACAGUCCAACCAAAGCGAGUUAGCCAAAGCCAUGCUUAAAGUGGCAACAGGCUCAUCUAAUCCGGACAAAAACGCGAUUGAUGAAGCAAAGAAAUAUCAUGGCCUUAAACUUCCAACUGUUUAUGUGCCAGCAGAGAUACAUCGUGAUUUUCUCAGCACAACAUCACCAAAAUUCAGAGAGUUCUUAAUUGAAUCCAUACAACAAAAUGAUGUGGUGGGCACCUUCUAACUGAUCAUUCUUGGUUCAGUGCCGAGAUUCUGGCUGAAAAUCAAGGGGAACUUAAACCAACAUGCAAAAAGGAUAGGUCCACAAAGUCUGUCUGUGUUUGAAGAUAGAUUUGGACCUCAAUGCCGAAAGAUGGUUGAGUUCUGGUUCCCACUGCUGAAUGGAGUCAUGACAAAAUCACAUCGGAAAAAAAUCAUUAAAUGGAUCAAUAAGAGGGGCUACAAGAACUCGAGCAACAAGUACAGGAAAGAGCUCCUCAGCUACCUGUCAACAGAAGAACCGGUGAUGAAACGGAAACAUCGAGGAGAUAAAUGGAGUAAUAUUAAGACACACAUGACAAGAUAUGCGACGAAUUGCCUAAAGCUAAUAAAAGAUGAUGAUGAUGCAUUGCAAUUCCCCGAAGGGAAAUUCAAUGUAGAUGAUGAUGAUGAUGAAGAUGAUGAAGAUAUAGAUCAGAGGUAGGCAACUGGUGGCCCGCAGGCCAAAAUUGGCCUGCCGCCAAUAAUACCUGGCCCACUAGAUAACAUUGAUUAAAAAAAUGAUUAAAAUAUAUAUAUAUAUAUAUAUAUAUAUAUAUGUGUGUGUGUGCAAAACCAACAAUUCCACAGAUUUCAGAACAGUAAUUCAAAAGUCGUGACAAAAUAUGAUAAAAUAAAAUAAAGCAGCAUCUGCUUGACUUCAGACACACACUGGCUUGAGGUAGGAACUUAAUUGGCACAUGUGCGCUCUGAGAAAAAGGAGAAAAAAAAAGAAAAAUCACUCUGUGUGCCACUGUAACAGACAAACUGCAAAAUCUAUUUCACUGAAUUAAAGCAAAUAACAAGCUUGGCUCAGUGAUCAAAUACAUAGUAAAAGCCUGUAGCAAAUUCAUUGAUUUUAAAUUAAUAACUUUAUUUAAUUACGUUUUAGUACAAUUAUAAUAGUAUAGAUGAGAAAAAAGGUAUCUUUUUUUAGUAGGAAAGACAGGUCUUGCCUGAUGAAGAUGUAAUUUUGACCCGCCAUUGAGUUGGUCAGAAAAAAAUUUGGCCCGAGGCUAAACGUAGUUGUCGACCCCGAUAUGGAUGAUAUAAUAAUAGAUGAUAAUGAUAUAGAUGAAGAAAAAUCUAUGCUUUUAAGCUCACAGGGAUUGUGUUUAUCAUCAUUUUUCAAAAUUAUGGGAUAUAUUUCUUGGUAAUUGUUGAGAUUAAGCACUGAUUGUAAUAGAAGUAAGGGGUGGAAAUUAAAGCACUUGGUGAUGAGUACAAAAAAAAAAAAUCUGCUUAUGAAACAGGAAUCAUUCCCUUCCAGCUACAUGGGAGAGUUGAAUGUCUUAUUUUACAUAUUGCUGGUUUUGGGUCAAAACCUCUUAUCUCUAAAAUCACUUCUUUUAAGGGAAUUUAAAAAAAAAGUUUUAUCUUCCAAAUAGUUUAACAUUAAAAGGUCAUAGUCAGAGUCUUUUUGACACUUCUUUUGCUUUAAAUGUGUUAAACCCAGUGACAGAGUUUAAGAGUGACGAAUAGUACUGAUUUAUGAAAAAAAUAAAAUGACAUGAAAAAAUGAGAUAUGAGGUUUUGGUCUUCUGUCAGUGAUGUAUUUCUUUCCAUUUUUUCCCCCAAAAAUUCAUGACUUGUAGCCUAUCUUAGAAUAAAUAACAACCAAAUUUCACUGUUAAUGUAACCCUAAAAAAGAUUCACGUUCUCUUAAUCUCCUUAUUGUGUGUCUGAAUAAAUCAUUUAAAAAGUU
This is a messenger RNA of Cheilinus undulatus (humphead wrasse), 3492 nucleotides long. RefSeq lists its product as uncharacterized. The transcript is spliced from 2 exons. The coding region runs from base 1 to 1773 and encodes 590 amino acids. The record is from RefSeq and is a predicted model, not a curated record. NCBI's taxonomy places the organism in Eukaryota, Metazoa, Chordata, Actinopteri, Labriformes, Labridae.